This is a messenger RNA of Habropoda laboriosa, 667 nucleotides long. RefSeq names its product NADH dehydrogenase [ubiquinone] 1 beta subcomplex subunit 11, mitochondrial (gene NP15.6). NCBI's taxonomy places the organism in Eukaryota, Metazoa, Arthropoda, Insecta, Hymenoptera, Apidae. The transcript has a single exon. The record is from RefSeq and is a predicted model, not a curated record. The coding region runs from base 99 to 539 and encodes 146 amino acids.
GUUGGGAUAUAUUAAUGACUAGUAAUAAAUAGUCGUGUACAUAACAACCCAACAUUUUUGUAUAUACUUAACAAAAAAAGCAAUAAUUAAUUUAAGAAAUGUCAACGUUACUACGACUUGUUCAUUCUCAAGCAAGUAAGAGUAGAGUGUCAUUUUUAAAAUCAAGAGAUGUUAAAAUAUUUAACACAGCAUAUCGCAGUGAUUCCUCGAAAGUUCAAAAGAGUGACCAAGUACCGGUGUAUGAAGUAAAGCAGUCCUGGAUUAGUUAUGGAUUUAACUACAAUGAUAAGAAAAUGGAUCGCCACUUCAUGCAUCACACAUUUUUUAUUACUAUCUCUAUCUGCCUUGUAUUUGGAAGUCUCAUAGUUGGUUAUGCACCAGAUCCAUUAUUAAAGGAUUGGGCUCUACGUGAAGCAUACCUACAACUUCGUUAUAGAGAAGAAAAUGGUUUGCCCCAUAUUGAUCCAAAUCUGAUAGAUCCAUCUAAGUUCACUCUCCCAAGUGAUGAAGAACUAGGUGACACAGAAAUAAUUAUUUAAAUACUACCAAAAUAGUGUACACAAAACAGAUUAGCAUUUUUAUAUAUUAAAAAUUGUUAUUCCACAUGUUUGUGUAAUAUCCUUUUACAUAACAUCAAGUUAUAUUAUAUAUAAUAAAUGGUUUUCAU